This is a messenger RNA of Ectocarpus siliculosus, 1078 nucleotides long. NCBI's taxonomy places the organism in Eukaryota, Phaeophyceae, Ectocarpales, Ectocarpaceae. The record is from the annotation of a GenBank genome assembly.
CAGUGAAGAGGGCAAGAUCGAAGGACUUACUGAAAAUUUUCCCAUGGAGAUGUCGGAACCAGACCCGGGAGUCCCUCCGACGCAGCAGUUGAGCGUAGAAGGGCAGGUGCCUGUAGAGCAGCAGCCUUCGUCGCACAACAACGGCAGUACAAGCGCUCCCCCAUCUGCAGCAACACCAUCACCCACUGCAACAGCAGCGACCAAUACGGAGCAGGCAACCUCUUCCGCCGCCACUCCCACAUCUGCCACUGCUUCUACUACUGCUGUUGGUACCGGCACUGCUGUUCCCGCGGCAGCAGACACUGCUGAAGCUCGGCAAGAUCCGGUGCCAACAGCGGGAGGAACGAAGGAUGAGCCAGGAACACCUUCAGCCUCUGCGGCGUCAGGGGCGGUGAAAAAGGAGGGGGGGUCGCAACCACGGUCGGCGAAGAGGCCGAGAGACACUCCGUUACCGGUGGGACUACCCCCGAGCAUGGUUAAGCGCAUCAUGAAGCUCGGCGAGGAGACGCGAAACAUUUCAAAGGAGGCUUUGGUCAUUGUUGUCAAAGCCAGCGAGAUUUUCUUGGAGAAGUUGGCUGCGAGGGCGUUCGAUCACGCCGAGAAGCUGGGAAGAAAGACAAUCAAGUACAGAGACGUCAGCGACGUCCGGGUAGAAGACCCCAACCUCUUGUUCUUGGAAGCGGUCGUGCCCCCCUAAACCAAGCCAACUGCCGGGGGUGUCGAUGUCUGAGGGCGUGUGGGUCUAAGCGAUGAGCAACACUUACGCACUUCACCAAGGCAAUCGGGAUGGGAACGGGAGACAAAUGUUCCACAGCUACUCCGAAGGCUUGCGAGAAAUCGGGAUAGUCUCGAAUGGGAAUGGGAGACAACGGUUUCACAGCUACCACUUUCGAGGAGUUGGGAGAAACGCCAAGUCAGCCGUGCGUGGCUGCUGCUGUUAGCACAGCCAAGCCCCGCACUUGAGACCCUCCUAUUUGGCCGAGGCUUGUUUCUUAGCUUGUCUCAUGGGUUACCUAUCCCCACGGCGACUAUAUAGGUUCUAGUGCAGGCUUCUUGACGGAGUACCUGUUCUUAUGAC